GCAGGCUGCCGGCGCGCGGCGGGAGCGCUUCAGGCCGCGCGAUGGGUGCCGAGGCCUCCGGGAGCGGGCGGGCGCUGCGGGAGCUGGUGCGCGAGGCCGAGAUCAGCCUGCUCGAGUGCAAGGUGUGCUUUGAGCGGUUCGGCCACCGCCAGCAGCGGCGCCCGCGCAACCUGCCCUGCGGCCACGUGGUCUGCCUGGCCUGCGUGGCCGCCCUGGCGCACCCGCGGACGCUGGCCCUCGAGUGCCCCUUCUGCCGGCGAGCCUGCAGGGGCUGCGACACCAGCGACUGCCUGCCGGUGCUGCACCUCCUGGAGCUCCUGGGCUCCGCGCUGCGCCCGGCCCCAGCCGCCCCCCGCGCCGCCCCCUCCGCCCCCGGGAUCCUCACCUGCCACCACGCCUUCGGAGGCUGGGGGACCCUGGUCAACCCCACUGGGCUGGCGCUGUGUCCAAAGACGGGGCGAGUCGUGGUGGUGCACGACGGCAGGAGGCGUGUCAAGAUCUUUGACGCUGGGGGAGGAUGUGCCCAUCAGUUUGGAGAGAAGGGGGACGCUGCUCAGGACAUUAGGUACCCACUUGACGUCACCGUCACCAACGACUGCCAUGUGGUUGUCACCGACGCCGGCGACCGCUCCAUCAAAGUGUUUGACUUCUUUGGCCAGAUCAAGCUUGUCAUCGGAGGCCAGUUCUCCUUGCCUUGGGGUGUGGAGACCACCCCUCAGAAUGGGGUCAUGGUAACUGAUGCGGAGGCGGGGUCCCUGCACCUCCUGGAAGUCGACUUUCCAGAAGGAGUCCUCCGGAGAACUGAACGGUUGCAAACUCACCUGUGCUAUCCCCGGGGGGUGGCGGUGUCCUGGCUCACCGGGGCCAUUGCGAUCCUAGAGCACCCCCUGGCUGUGGGGACCGGGGCCUGCAGCACCACGGUGAAGGUGUUCAGCGCAAGUAUGCAGCUCAUCGGCCAGGUGGAUGCCUUUGGGCUGAGCCUCUUUUUCCCCUCCAAAAUAACCGCCUCCGCUGUGACCUUUGAUCACCAGGGGAACGUGAUUGUUGCCGAUACUUCUAGUCAGGCUGUCCUAUGCUUAGGAAAACCUGAGGAGUUUCCAGUACUGAAGCCCAUCAUCACCCACGGUCUUUCCCAUCCUGUGGCACUGACCUUCACCAAGGAAAAUUCUCUUCUUGUGCUGGACAGUGCAGCCCAUUCUGUAAAAGUCUAUAAGGUUGACUGGGGGUGAUGGUGGGAGUCUUGGGGCCUGGCAUCAGAAGCCCUGGAGCUGCCACUGCUGAAUUGUUGAACCCUGGAUAAAUUACUUAAUCUCAUCUGUUCAACAGAGAUAAUUAUAAGUGCCUGGUAGACUUACAAAGGUUGGGACAAUUGUUAAAGAAUAAUAAUUAAAUCUACGAUUUAUGGAUUAUGUACUCCCUGUGCUAAGAAAUUUGCUAAUAUUAGCUCCUUUAAUCCUUAUAAUUACCCAAUUUCUAUUAUGAAUCCCAUUUUAGAGAUGAGAAAACUGAGACCCAGAGAGCUUAAGUGAUUUACACAAGGUCACAUUUACUUACUAUGACAGUCACAAAUGGAACUCAGUUCUGACUCCAAAACCCCUUGCUCUUAAAUAAGAUAACAGAUGUGGAAAAAUAUAUGUGGGAGUAUAUUGUUGCUAUGUGUACUCUAUUUACAGGUAGCUAUUUAGUUAGAUGCACAGAGAAAGGAGACUUUAUUAUAGAGUUCAAGAGAAAAAGGAUUUUGUGGUGGACAUCAGUUUAGUUCAACUUGCAGUUCCUUUGGUGGCUCAUUAGAUGGAGUUACUGUGGAUCCUGAGUUACUUGAAUAAGAAAAACAAUUGAAAUUGCUUAUUCAAAAGGUCAACCCGUCUCUUAGUACCUGUAUCUCCUCCGCUGUAGGUACUCAGGAAAUACUACUUGGUUGGUUGAGAAAGGCUUGUGUUGACGUAAGUUCUAAACUCCUGCGGAAUGCUCUACCCCUAUACUCUGUGUUAGAGGGCUGGAUGAUAUUUCUGUUCAUGUUAAUAAAGAGAGAAGUCACCACAAUCAGUUCAUGGCAGAAAUGAUUUUGCCUGCCAUUUUAUGAUCAGUGGUAACCUGAAGCACUUUUGUGAUGGGGUUUUUCUCUGUCCAGUUUAAAUCUGUCCCAUGUGUUGCAAACACUGUGUACUCAAUAAACAAUUCCCUUGAUCCUGAGUCAGCAUUUAGCCACUGGUAAACAGUUAAAUACUUCUUGAAUUGAAGUAUAGCCUUGACCAAGGUAAUGCCUGCUUCAAUGUUGCAAUUGAUUAAGUGAAUAGGUGGAAAUUCCGGGUGAAGUG
This is a messenger RNA of Balaenoptera ricei (Rice's whale), 2318 nucleotides long. RefSeq names its product NHL repeat containing E3 ubiquitin protein ligase 1 (gene NHLRC1). The record is from RefSeq and is a predicted model, not a curated record. Gene Ontology annotation, molecular function: translation repressor activity; protein binding; ubiquitin protein ligase activity. The transcript has a single exon. NCBI's taxonomy places the organism in Eukaryota, Metazoa, Chordata, Mammalia, Artiodactyla, Balaenopteridae. Gene Ontology annotation, biological process: proteasome-mediated ubiquitin-dependent protein catabolic process; protein polyubiquitination; negative regulation of translation. Bases 42 to 1229 code for a protein of 395 amino acids.